Messenger RNA from Adelges cooleyi (spruce gall adelgid), 2432 nucleotides. RefSeq names its product cyclic AMP-dependent transcription factor ATF-6 alpha (gene Atf6). Lineage: Eukaryota; Metazoa; Arthropoda; Insecta; Hemiptera; Adelgidae. The record is from RefSeq and is a predicted model, not a curated record. Gene Ontology annotation, biological process: endoplasmic reticulum unfolded protein response; regulation of transcription by RNA polymerase II. The transcript has 14 exons. The coding region runs from base 378 to 2228 and encodes 616 amino acids. Gene Ontology annotation, cellular component: nucleus. Gene Ontology annotation, molecular function: DNA-binding transcription factor activity, RNA polymerase II-specific; RNA polymerase II cis-regulatory region sequence-specific DNA binding.
UUAUUUUAUGAAUUCGUUGUUUAGACUUUAGUAACAUUUUUUUUGUUAUUGUUUCUUAAGGCCAAGUUAAAAAAUAUGUAUUAUGGCUACACUGUGUAACACUUAACCGCCUAGUUUUUAAAUAAGUAACAAGGUAGGAUGCGGUUAAAUAAUAUGGUAUAGUUAAUCGUAGCCGGCAUCUAUACUGUGUUGUAUGUCUUGUUUUGAAUUUUCAUAUUUCUUAUAAUAAAUAAUUAUUACCGUUCUUUUUUAUUUAUUGUAACAUUAUUUAGCUUGGAAACGCUACUAUAUUAAUAUAGUACAUAGGUAUUAUUACCUAGGUAUUAAUCUCGGAGCUCGCUAUUUGAAGUAUAGUAAAUUUAUGCAUACCAGAAACUAUGGAUUUUUUAGUUGAGCCAAAAAACGAACUUUUUGGAUUUAAUGAGUUGAAGAUGGAAUCUUUAUCUCCUACAUUUGAUGAUGAAGUUAAAUUCUAUUCAGAAGUCAGUGAUUUGGAUAAUGACCUUGCAAUGCAAUGGAGUAUUGAAACAUGUUUUGGAAACGGUAUUGAGUUAGAAAAAAAUGACUUUUCUCCUCCGUCUUCACCUUCAUCCAAUGGAUCUAUGCCUAGUGUAGAUUCACUAUCAUCAUGCGAAUCAAACCAGGUAUUGUCAAAUAGCUCAUCACCCAAUGCACAUAAAGAAUUUGAAUUAAACACCAGUAAAGUUAUUGCCCCUAAGCCAAUUGAAUUAAACCAACAAUUUCGAAAACUUAAUUUUAUACCUACUCCAGAUAAACUCACUCCUGAUAAAAUUAUUUCUUCAAGAACUGGUACGCUGAUACACAAUAACUUCAAUGUCUCUUCAAUGUUGACUAAUCAAUCUGUUCAACGUCCAAUUAAGAUUUCAAGGACACCAACAUCAAGUGUUUCUCAAAAAAUCAUGUUAACUCCAGAUCAAUUUUCGAAAAUAACUAAAAUGCAUAAAGAAAUAAAAGUUCAACCUGAAUCGGCUAUUCCAACAGCACCGUUGGUAACGAGUACAUCAGACAUAAGUUCUCGGUUAUCGAUUCCUAGAGUUGAUUUAACUACGACUAGAUCUCACAGCCCAACUACCUUACAGUAUAAUCAAAUAAAUGCAAUAAAACGACAUCAGCGAAUGAUUAGAAAUCGAGAAGCAGCGAGUUUAUCAAGAAAAAAGAAAAAAGAAUAUGUCACAUCACUUGAAGAAAAAGUGAACAUGCUGCAGAAAGAAAAUUUAGAAUUGAAAAUAGAAAAUUCAUCUCUCAAAGAAAGACUCAAAAUAUUUGAUAAACUAUCGAUGAUAACUGAUCGACCGUUAAUCAAAAAGGCAAAAAAAGCUACUGCUAUACUUUCUGUAGUUCUAGUAAUCUCUUUCAAUAUCAUUCCUUUAGGACUCUUUAAUUCAAGGCAAUCUGACAAUUCUGGAAUUUCUAUGAAUCAAUUAAGAAAUAAUAAACCAAAAAGCAUUGAUAAGUUUAAUUAUCACAGUAGAAAUAUUUUGUGGGUCAGCGAUUUUGAAGAUACUAACUCUUCCUGGAAUUCUACUGAACAUUUAAUGUGUCCUAUGUAUAUUAAUGUAUCUGAGUCAAAAAGAAUUGAUAGUGAACUAAGAAAAUGGAUUGAACCAAGAAAUAUAAAUUUGGAUAAAGACGAUAUUACUGUAGUUCAAAUUGACUCGAACAUGCUAAAUUCAAAUACUAAAAAUAUAAAUCAAAACAAAACUGUCAAAAGCAAGGAUAAAAAAAAAGAAAAAUCGCAUAAUCCCAACUUGAAGAAACAAAGAGAUAGUCUGUUUAAAAACAGUUUCAUUGAAAUGUUUGGUCAGCUUAAAUUUGAUGCUAAAGAAAGUUUAUUUGAUUCAAUCGAAAGACAAGAAGAUACAUUUUAUGUUGUAUCCUUUUCUGGUGAUCAUCUAUUAUUGCCAGCAAGUCAUAAUGUCUCUAACACUACACAUCGACCCAAAAUGUCACUUGUAUUUCCUGCGUUAACAUCAAAUGGAUCUGAUUUUGUAACAAUGAUACAAAUCGAUUGUGCGGUAACAGAUACAAAAACUUUACACUUGCGUGACACUCAUUUAAGAAACAAUAAUGAUCUUAGGAAUAAUGCUUCUCACCCUAAACAAAAUAACAUCAGGAGAACUAGCAUGGCGCACAGACCAUAUUUCUUACGACAAACCUACUCUGGAACAAUGUUUGGUAAAAUUAACAAUAGACUUCCUAGUUAUUAAAAAUUAUACAUAUUACUUACAUUUUUUAUUCAUGAUGUAUUAUUUUAUUAAUAUUAUAUGAAAUACUUUAUUUUAUUUUAUAAAAUGUGAUCUACUAUUACCUAUUUAUAGAACUAUUGAUGAUUUGAAAUUAUAUUUAUUUUAAAUUAAAUAUAUUUCCUAACUUUCAAGUUACUAGUAAAACUAAUUGUUGCAAUAAUAAUU